ACACGCACUCACCAUCCACACUUAUAUAUAGUUUCAUUGAAACAAGCAACAACUAGUUUCCUUCAAUUAUAUCUUGAACUCUGUUUCAAUGUCUUCUGAUCUCUAUACUUUUGAUGUUCCUUUCCGUACACAUUCAAGCCUUGACAUGGUCUCCUCUGAUGGAAUCACAGACCUUCUUUUCUCUGAUUCUUACCAGCCUUUCCCUUUUUCCUCUUCUUUCUUUUCUCCUCCUCCUCCUCCAAGUACCCACUUGGAAAAUCAGAGUCUCUAUCAGCCUAACCCUGUGCAAGAUGGCCCCAAUAUAAAUAACAACUUUGGAAAUUACUCUGUUUUAGAAGGGUCCAGAGUGAAAAGUGAAGAAUGCCAAAUGGGUGUGGAUUUUCCUUACAAUUCUCACUUUCUUCCACACAGUUUCAGUGGUGCUGAUGAAAGUGCAUCAAAGUUCAUGCAGAGGAGCUACAGCUGUAACUCUUUUGAUUGGAAGCUUCACGGUGACGCUUUCAUAGACUCUCCAAAUUUUGGACGGCAUGCCUUGAGCUCCCCUGAAAACAGUUUCUUCACUGGACAAAUUAGGAGGGCGUGUAGUGCAGGAGAUUUGCAGAAUGUGAAAGCAACACAUACUCCUCAAACGGAUAGCCCCUUAUUAGAGGAAUCAAACUUCAAAGUAGGGCGUUACAGUGCUGAAGAAAGAAGAGAAAAAAUCUCUAAAUACAGAGCCAAGAGAAGCCAGAGGAAGUUCAACAAGACUAUUAAGUACGCAUGCCGAAAGACAUUAGCUGACAAUCGAACACGCAUACGUGGCAGAUUCGCACGUAACGACGAAACCAGCGAGGUUCCAAGAGCUACAUGUUCAACCACAGCAGAAGAACACGAAGACAACUUCUGGGUUGAGUUCGUUGAAAGUUUGAACUUUUAUGGAGUUCCUCAGUUUCAGGAGUAGUGCGCCUUUGGAGUUAUGUAUGACUGAAGCAUCAUUUCUCCAAGACCUUUUCAUGAAGUUUUGGUUGAUAGGGACUUUACAAGGAAGCAGCCUUUUGUAAACCAAGAGAAAUAGUACCGAACUUAUAAAAUUUAACCUUUUUUUAAUAUACCAGUAAAGACAUUGUAUUUGGACUGAAAAAUGCAACAAAGUUCAAACAUAUAAGUUGGUAGUUGGAGGCUGCCUCCAGCCAGGUUUUCCUUAGUUGAAUUCGAUUUCAAUUUCAAUUUCUCUUUUUGUUUGUUGGUUUUGAUCUGUUCAGUGUAUAUAACCAUGAAUCUUAUUCAAUAAUCUAGUGCUGUUCUCAGAAAAUAUGCACAGCAAUUAUGGUUAUUUUUAACUUUAUUGUCACAUUUGCCGGAUUAGGCAGUGGAACUCAAGUUUGUGUUGCUAGUCUUGCUACUUUGUGAUAGGAGCGGGAAUGCAAGCCCAAAGGAUAUUCUGAUUCAUCACACUUCUAGUGGGCCUAAGGUUUGGAGAGUCUAUUCUAGAAGGGGCAAGAAUGGAAUUCCUACUAAGUAAUCUUCUAACAGAAUAGAGAGAGGGAGAGGAGAGGAGGAUUGUAAGAACCAUUAGUAUAAGGAGGGAAGAGAGAGGUAGAGGGGUCAUCUUUGGUUGUUAGCUAUUGAGAGAUAUGAGUAGGAAGCCUUGAGCUUCCUAUAGGAGCUUGCUCUGGUCAGAAACUGGGUGCCAUUCCCUUUCUGUAUUUUCCCACAGUUCAUCAAUAAACAAUCGUUCCCUUUCUUUGAA
Molecule: messenger RNA, 1729 nt
Organism: Lotus japonicus
Lineage: Eukaryota; Viridiplantae; Streptophyta; Magnoliopsida; Fabales; Fabaceae
Product: zinc finger protein CONSTANS-LIKE 3-like
Exons: 4
Coding region: 89-940 (283 amino acids)
Biological process (GO): regulation of flower development
Cellular component (GO): nucleus
Molecular function (GO): protein binding
Source: RefSeq, a predicted model, not a curated record